UCGUGACUUAUGUAAAUUCGCUUUUGUACGCAUAUGUAUGUGCUGUAUACAUAUAUAGACAUGGUAGUGCUUCAGAGAAAUUCUCGUGUUUAUUAAUAAUUUCUCUUCACAUUGAUAUGAAGUAUAGCUAGAAAUAAUUUGGAAUUGGUGCAAUUAUCAAUCUUUUGUGGAUUUUGUUGAUUCGAACGUAGUUUCCUGUAUGAAUGCAACUCGGAAAUUAUUUGCGGCGGCUCUUUACAACAUGUACAGCGAACGAGCAAAAAUAUUCUUUUAAGGGAAAAAGUUCCGGUUUCUGAAUUUAUUAAUAUUACAACGAGAAAUCAUACAAGGCAAAACUUGUCGCGCGCUCCCAUUGUUGAAAUGGCUGCAUCCUUGUCAGCUUACUGGGUGAAAUUUUUUAAAGGAGCAGGAUUUCCACAAGAUGUGGCAACUAAACAUGCUGUUGUGUUUUCAAAUAAUCGUAUUAAACCAGAUAUGUUGCCAGAUUUAGAUAAGCCUAGUCUUAAGGAAAUGGGUAUCACAUUAAUGGGUGAUAUGAUUGCUAUUUUGAGAUAUGCCAAGAAAGUUGUGGAAGAAACAACAUGUGAGAGAUUUUUAGUUGAUUCAGAAGACGUACCUCCAACUCAAAAAGUUUCUGCGAAGCCUGUUGUAAAGAAAGUAGUCAAGGAAAUUGGAAAUAAAACGGUAGUUUUAACAGCACCUAAAACGGAUAUUGCAAAAAAAAUAGUUAAACCUACAUCUACUUUACCUGCCACAAAAAAAAUUGUGACUGUAAGAAAACCAAUUUCUACAUCAAUUACUACCAAUGCUGUUAAUCAAAAGCAGAUAUCUGUGAAAAGAAAAUUAGUGCCAGAAAAAUCAUAUCAAGAUAAUGAUGAAGACAAUUGGAAUAUUGUAGAAAAAAAAUUAAAGGUAACAAAUGGUAGUGAAGAUGAUACUGUCGAAUACACUGUCGCUGCGCCAAAGGUAACAACUGUAAGAAGUACUCCAGUGCUCAAAAAGUCUGUUGAGCAAAAACGAACAGUAUUUGAUAGAUUAGGUGACAGCUCGGUUACAAGUACAACCAAUUUAGCUGAUGCAAUGCCUACUUUCAAUAUUACUGGAGUUGGUAAAGAUAUAUUCAAGAGAUCGAACAGUGUUUUUAAACGUCUUGGCGACAUUGAUGACAAAAAAGAUCAUCCAACUGCAGGAAUACUUAAGAAUGGAUCAAACGCUAUCAGUUCACCAGGUAUACUAGGUAUACUAAAAAAUCGAACAUCGCCUAGUGUACGGACAUCAAUUAUAAUGACAAACAGAGCUAUUCCUAAAACUACUGGCACUAUGCAUGCUGAUCAUGAAGCUAGCAAAAAACUACUGAACAGCACAAGUCGUAUACUGAAGCUAAAAAAGGAGGUGAUACCUGAUGUUAAACCAAGUAUUACCAAACCAGUUGUUGCAUCUGGCAAAUUAGCUUCUGAGCGACUUGUCUCCAUACCAGCCAAAGCACGUCUGGGCGCGACUACUGCCAAACAAGUGACUUUUAGUAAAACAGCAACAGUAACACGUGUCAAAAGAGCAGAUGUUUUCAGUCGCUUGGGCAUUUAAAUUGGGCCCUUAUAUUCCCACUAUUAUCAAUCGCCAGUGGUUUGCAAUUGAACUAUUGUUUGUAUAAAGUUAGUUUUUCAGCUAGCUGCACUGACAUUAAUUAGUGCUAACCAAUGAUUAGCAAGUGAUUGAAUUUCUUUUUGUUUCAAAUGGAAUACAUUGCUAAUCAAAAUCACUUGUAAAGUCAUUGCAAGGAUAUUGUGAAUGACAUGUAUGAUGUAAAUAUUAUUGUAAAACAUUUAACAAUUUAUAAUUAGACGGACAAUUUAGUCAUGCUCAUGAAUUAUUCGGUCAUAAAGUACACAAAUCGGGAAGCCUAGUGAGAUAUAUCUUUCUUUAUUUAAGAAUUUCUAACGGAUGAUGUAAUGAUUUUCGCUUGUCUGUCUUUUUAUUAAAAAUAUUUUAUCUGAUGAAUUAAUUUUGCAUCAGGAUUGAACAAACAUGCGUGCGCGUACGACUAUAUUCUAUCAGAUAUAAUUGUAUUUUAAACUUGGAACUGUGUCAUUUUGUGAUUUCAAGAAAAAGAAACAAUUUUACACAGUUUAUCAUUUUCCUAUAUACAUGUGUAUUACCUAUGUUUUUAUAAUAUCCCGGGAUUAUUUACAUUAUUAUACGAAUACAAAUGUAUAAAUGAGCAUUAGAUUUAUUAUAUUUUGAUAUGGACUUCUUAUAUUUUCAGCUGGAUUUCCUGUAACUUUCAACAUCUUUUUCUUCUUACUUUCUGCAAUAAAUAUCUGUUUUAUAUUAUACAAA
Molecule: messenger RNA, 2337 nt
Organism: Pogonomyrmex barbatus (red harvester ant)
Lineage: Eukaryota; Metazoa; Arthropoda; Insecta; Hymenoptera; Formicidae
Cellular component (GO): nucleus
Source: RefSeq, a predicted model, not a curated record